Molecule: messenger RNA, 3716 nt
Organism: Kogia breviceps (pygmy sperm whale)
Lineage: Eukaryota; Metazoa; Chordata; Mammalia; Artiodactyla; Physeteridae
Source: RefSeq, a predicted model, not a curated record
AGCCUUCUCAACACUCCACCCUUCCCCCAAAAAGGAGCACAAAGGAGGAAGGAAUGGUCACUAUUUCCCUCACAGUCUGAUCCCAGAAACUUGCCACCAUGUUGAGAGGUAGCCCAGGCCACAUGAAAGGACCAAGUAGAAAGAAACUGAAACCUUCCACCUUCCAUCAACAAUCACAACCAACCUGCCAGCCAUGUGAGUGAGCCACCCUGGGAGUGAAUCCUCCAGCCCAGUCAAGCCUUUUAGAUGACUGCAGCACUAGCUGACAGCUCAACAUCACUCUCAUGAGAGGUCCAAACCAGAACUGCCCAGCCAAGCUACCUCUGAAUUUGUGACUCAGAGAAACCAUGAAAGAUUUCUUCUUCCUGGAAAGCCUGAUCUUUGACCAGAUGGCAGUAACAUUUGAAGAUGUGACUGUUAAUUUUACUUGGGAGGAGUGGAAAAUCUUGGAUUCUUCUCAAAAAAAGCUCUACAGAGAGGUCAUGUGGGAGAACUAUACAAAUGUCAUGUCAGUAGGAAACUGGAAAGAGAGCUACAGACCCCAAGAAGAAAGAUUCAGAUAUUUUGAACAUGAACAUCUUUCCUGCUGGCAAGGCUGGAGGAAUGCCAGCACUCAGAUAUAUGAUAAUCAAAACUAUGUGAAAAUGGUUCAAGGUAUAGAUUCCAAAGACCUAAAGCAGCAACACCUUUCUCACCGUCAAGAAUGGUUAAUACUCUUCACACAAGUACCAGGGUUUGGGAACUAUGAACUGACUUUUGAAGGCAAAAUUCCCAGGAACUUAAAAUAUACGAAGUGUAUACCUUGUCAAUCCUUAGAAACAAAACACACUGAAGACAAUGGUAGAGAAAUCUAUGUGAGUGAUUCAUGUGGUUUUCAAGGAUGCGGAUACCAUGUUGGCAUAUCCAGGAAAAAUCUCUCUGUGGAAAGAGAACAGAAGCUCAUAGGUCAGCAUUCUUACAUCCCAGGAGAGGAAGCCCUUCCAGGGUACACUGGGGAGAUAUGCCAAAAUGACCUCCUGAAAGGCUCUGUGGAAGAGAAAUACUGUGGAUGUAAUAAAUGUAAAGAAAGUUAUUAUUGGAACUCACAGUGUGUUCACAAGAGAAAUCAACUUGGAGAAAAGUUCUAUCCAUGCUCCAUCAGCACAGCAUGCUUCACUCAGAGAUCAGACCUAUACAGACAUCCAAGAAUCCACAUAGGUAAGAAGCUGUACAGAUGUAAUGAAGUUGCCAGUAACUUUAGUCAGAGCUUCAGUGUUCACUUUCAUCAGAGAGUCCACCCAGGGGAGGUACCUUAUAUAUGUAAUGUGUGUAGUAAGAGCUUCAGUCAGAUCUCCAGUCUUCAUUGUCAUCAAAGAGUCCACAGAGAAGAGAAACUCUAUAGACUGCAGUGUGAUAAGGACCUCAGUAGAAAUUCAUUACUUCACAUUCACCAGAGACUUCACAUAGGAGAGAAGCCUUUUAAGUGUGAUCAGUGUGGUAAGAGUUUUAGUCGGAGUUCAGUACUUCAUGUUCAUCAGAGAGUCCACACAGGAGAAAAACCAUAUAAGUGUGAUGAGUGUGGUAAGGGCUUCAGUCAGAGUUCAAAUCUUCGAAUUCAUCAGUUAGUCCACACAGGAGAAAAGUCCUAUAAAUGUGAUGACUGUGGUAAGGGCUUUACCCAGCGCUCAAACCUUCAAAUCCACCGGAGGGUGCAUACAGGAGAGAAGCCUUACAAAUGUGAUGACUGUGGGAAGGACUUUAGUCACAGCUCAGAUCUUCGCAUUCAUCAGAGGGUCCAUACGGGGGAGAAGCCCUAUACUUGUCAUGAAUGUGGGAAGGGCUUCAGCAAGAGUUCCAAACUUCACACUCACCAAAGAGUACAUACUGGAGAGAAACCCUAUAAAUGUGAACAGUGUGGGAAGGGCUUCAGUCAGCGUUCACAUCUUCUCAUUCAUCAGAGAGUCCAUACAGGAGAAAAACCCUAUAAAUGUGAUGAUUGUGGAAAGGGCUUUAGUCACAGCUCAAAUCUUCACAUUCAUCAGAGGGUCCACACAGGAGAGAAGCCUUAUCAAUGUGCUAAGUGUGGUAAGGGUUUCAGCCAUAGCUCAGCUCUUCGAAUUCAUCAAAGGGUCCACACGGGAGAAAAAAUUCAUAAAUGCCAUGAGUAUUAUAAGGGGUUCGAUCAGAAUUCACAUCUUCACAGUAAUCGCAGAAGAAAAACCUUAUAAUUCUGUUCAUUUAGUUAUAACAGCUUUAAUCAAAGCUUCACCUUAAGCCCAGUAAAUGCUGCUGGGAAGAAAAUUCUAUAAAUAACCCAAAUAAUCCCAAGCAACAUUUAUAGUUUCCCCUAAUUCCUACUAAGAAUCAUUUGCUUCAAGAAGAGAUCCUUAGGAGGAUAUUUUAAAUUGAAAUGUAUUUUCUUUUUCUACAAUAAGUAUUAUGCAUAGUCAUUAUAAAAUAUAUAGAAGAGUCAAGAAGAAAACUUUUCAUCCUGUUUCAUUCUAAGCAUUUUUUCCUGUGCAUUUUCAUGUGUAUGAAGUCAUACUGUAUGUUCAAUUUUAUAUUUUCACUGACUUCAAAACAUUUUCUUAUAUUUUGAUUUGAAUUGAAAUUGGCUAGCUAUAAAUGAAAUAGCAUCUUGACUCACCUGUAAAGUCCCUAAGAAGCUAUAGAAAAAAAAUGAAAACACACAAAACUUGAAACUCGAACUGGUAGACAACAAGUUCUCAAAUGUUGAAGAAUUAACUAAAAGGCCAGUAAAUUUGGAAAACAGUGUAUGACCCUUAUCCAAAAUAGGGUAUCUAGAGAUGUUAUUUCUGUCACCCAGAAAACUCAAGAACCAGCCUUUUGUUGCAGGGGUGCUGCACUAUGAGGUUACCAUAAUACACUCUCACCCAUUCCCCUUCCCAGUUUUCCACAUUUAUUCAUAGGUUCAGACACUAGGAGGUGUGGAAAAAUUCUGGUUUUCUGAAAAACCAAAGAGGGAAAAUGGAUAAAGACCUCUGCAACAGUAAUUGUCAAAAGACAACAGAAUGACACCUUCAGAAUUGUGAGGCUGAAAAAUCUGUUAUGGCCCAUAGUUUAUCUUAUCAACUAAAUUGACUUUUACGUUUGUAGGUAACAAAUUAGAUAAGCAAGAAAACAGAAAACAUAUCAAAUAUGUACCUUUCUUAAAGAGAGCUCAAGAAUGUGGAAAUCAUAGUGUAAAAGAACUGAUAACAAACACUAAAAUCAGUUAAGCAUGCAGUUAAGUCUUGAAUAAUUGUUAAUUUGUUUACAAAACUUCAAAAAUAUUAAAUAGUUGUAUAAGAAAAUUUUAACAUAUAAAUGUUAAGUAUAAAAACAUUAUAUGUUAAAGUCUGGAUGGGAGAGUAGGGUUAUCAGAUAAAAUCCAGGACACCCAGUUAGGUUUGAUUUUCAGAUAUACAAUGAUAAUUUUUUAGUAUAAGUAUGUCCCAAAUAUUGCAUGGAACUUAUACUGAGAAAUUAUUUGUUCAUAUAAAUUCAAACUUAACAGCACCCUGUUUUUAUUUGCUAAAUCUGGCAACCAAACAAGGGAAGGACAGCAAAAGAAAGUGUGCUACAUCUCUGACCUUAAAUAGCAUGGAUUCAUUACAUUUUCUUCUUGACUUUAACAACUCUAGAAAUAAAGGUCUAAAUAUGUUUUUACAAAGUUAGAAAUUGCAACUAAAAGAACUAAAAACAUAUUUCUUUCAAAACAAAGAAGAUAAAAGCAA